This is a messenger RNA of Pectinophora gossypiella (pink bollworm), 987 nucleotides long. RefSeq names its product 28S ribosomal protein S15, mitochondrial (gene bonsai). Gene Ontology annotation, biological process: translation. The record is from RefSeq and is a predicted model, not a curated record. The transcript has 5 exons. Lineage: Eukaryota; Metazoa; Arthropoda; Insecta; Lepidoptera; Gelechiidae. Gene Ontology annotation, molecular function: structural constituent of ribosome. Gene Ontology annotation, cellular component: ribosome. Bases 106 to 939 code for a protein of 277 amino acids.
AUUAUUAUCGUAUUGGUAGUAGGAUAAAGAUUGUGUUCUGUUCUGUGUUGUAUAUUUGAGAAAUUAUCUUUAUAUUUAAAGUAAUAUAAUAUAAAUAAAACCAAAAUGUUGCGGCGAGUUACGUCUUCUAUUAUACAGACUCGUGGAAUAAAGCAUACUGUGAAUAUACAAUGGGUGAGACCUCCUUAUACGCCUGCAUACAAACCCGAAAGAUCUGGCGAUUUAGAGGGCUUACCACCAAUUCCUGAAACUGCUCUGGGAAAGGACUAUGCCUUGUCUGAAGAAAUCAAAGAUGCCCCAGAGGUUGUGAAGAAAAUAUUUUCGGUAGCACAUCUUGGAUCAAAGGAGUACAAUGCAUUAGUGAGGAAAGAAUUAAUGGACAGGGUGAAGCGGCAUGCAUAUGAUGAAAACACAGCCGAGAGCAGAAUUGCAAGGAUCACAGGGCAGAUUAGGUGUCUACAAGACAAUCUUGAGAGGUUUCCCAGAAAUGUUGGUGCAAAGAAAACAGCUCAAGAGUUGAUUGACAAAAGGAAGAAGCUGCUGAAAUUCCUGAGGCAGUAUGAUUACAAGAAGUUUGAAUGGCUCCUGGAGAAGCUUAACAUUGAAUAUAAAGAUCAUCCUGAAUCCUACCAUAAACUGACGCGUAAAGAGUCCCUCCGGAAACUGACAGAGAUGCACUGUGACGACAUAAGAAACAGCAAACUGAACGACUACAGGAACCUUCUAGAAAGCCAACAAGGUCCAUUCUUGACGGAGAAACUCGCCGCAUUGAAGUUUAUUAGGGGUGAACAGAUAGAAUUGCAGUUACCAGUGACAGUGUCAGAACAAGAUAUAAAGAAAGUUGAACAGCAGUUGGAGACCUGGAAGAUUAAAGAUGAUAUUAAACAAAAAGCAAAGAAAAAGAAGCGAAACCUUAUUGUAGAUACGAGUAUUGAAUAACCCUAGUGUAAUGUUGUCGGAAAUAUAUUUAUGAAUGUAGAAUGUUUA